AUGACGAAACGAAAGAACGUCGCUGUCAUCGGCGGCGGCGUGAGUGGCCUUGCCGCGGCCAAGGCCUUCGAUGAACGCGGCCAUCGGGUGUUCGGUUUUGAGCGAAGCCACGAUUUUGGCGGUGUCUGGGAACUGUCCCGUUCCUAUCCGGGCGUCCAGACCCAGUCCCCGAAAGAUCUUUACAGAUACACAGAUCUUGCCAUGCCGGACGAAUAUCCCGAAUGGCCGAAGGGGCCACAGGUCCAUGCCUAUCUUCAUGCCUAUGCGGACAAACACAAACUGGCCAGGCUGUUUCAGCUGAACACGAACGUUCAAUCCAUGGAUCGCAGAAACGACGGCCUGCCCGGCUGGACGCUUACGUUGGAAGCGGCCGGCAAAACCUGGACGCAGGACUUUGAUUUUGUCGCGGUCUGCACCGGACAGUUCUCUGACAAGAACAUAAUCACCCAUCCGGGCCAGGACGCGUUUCAGGCCACGGGUCGUGAUGUCAUCCACAGCUCGGAAUACACCGAUCCGACCACGGUGACAGGGAAAAAUGUCGUCGUAUUGGGAGGUUCCAAGUCCGCAACCGAUAUUGCCGUCAACGCGGCAGCAAACGGCGCGAAAUCCGUAACACUCGUCUAUCGGGAACCCGUGUGGCGCGUGCCGUAUUUCGUCGGCGGUAUCAAUUUCAAGCGCCUUUUGUACAUGCGGGCGCAGGAGCAGCAGUUCAACGGGUGGAGUCCAUCCCCCCUGGGCAAGGCUCUCUUUACCGCGUUCAAGCCGCUGAUCUGGGCCAACUUCCGCGGCCUUGAGACCCUUCUCAAGUUGCAGCUCGGCUUGAAAAAAUGGGACAUGGUGCCCGACACACCGAUUGAAAAGGAUGCAUCCUGCUCGCUCCCCAUCGUGACCCCGGGCCUGUUCGAAGGCUUCAAGGACGGUUCGAUCAAACCGGUCAGGGGAUCAUUCGAGCGAUAUGAGGAGGAUCAAAUUGUUCUGACGAACGGUGAAAAAGUGCCCUGCGACCUCUCUAUUCUAGCGGUUGGGUGGAAACUUGGCGUGCCCUACCUGGCUCAGGAGUACCAGGACAAGCUGAUCGAGCAUGAUGGUCAAUACCGUGUGUAUCGUCUCGCCGUAAACCCUGACAUGCCGGACAUGGGAUUUGUCGGGUUCAAUUCCAGCUUCUGCACGAUCCUGUCCGCCGAAAUGAUCGCGAACUGGCUCGUUCGCUAUGCGGACGGCAAACUUGCCAACCAGCCAAGCGAUGAAGACAUGAACCGCAAUAUUGAAGAAAUGCUUGAUUGGCGCCGCAAGGAGCGCCCGGCGGCAAAGGUUUACGGUGGCCUUUGUUCAGCACCGUUCCACUUCCGGCAUUUCGACGAACUUCUGUCUGACAUGGGGGCGGGCAAGACAAAACGGUCCAACCCGAUAGCAGAACAAUUCUCCUAUCCGGAUGCAGCGUCCUAUGGUGAGUCCCUGGCAAGCGCGCCGCAAUACACGGCCGGGUGA
Molecule: messenger RNA, 1488 nt
Organism: Effrenium voratum
Lineage: Eukaryota; Dinophyceae; Suessiales; Symbiodiniaceae
Source: the annotation of a GenBank genome assembly